Paramuricea clavata is the source of this 1134-nucleotide messenger RNA. The record is from the annotation of a GenBank genome assembly. Lineage: Eukaryota; Metazoa; Cnidaria; Anthozoa; Malacalcyonacea; Plexauridae.
AUGGAUAGCAAGCUUUUAAAAGGUUUUUCGUUCGCUAUUGAUCGUGGGGGAACGUUCACUGACGUGUUUGCUAAAACACCAACUGGUAAAUCUAUCGUAAUGAAAUUACUGUCUGAAGAUCCAGCAAACUACCCCGACGCACCCCGCGAGGGAAUACGCCGCAUAUUAGAAAAGGUUUGUUAUUUCAAUUGAUAAUUCUUUAUUGAUGAAUCUGAUCAUCUGAUAUGAUAUUGACGAUAUUGUUAGUGAUACGUUCAUUAAUGAUUGAUUUGUGUUAUAAUGGGGUAUCUAUCGAAUUAUCUGUCUCGUCUGUGAUUAUGAUUAUAUAUUGAUUGAUCUGUCAUUGAUUGAUCUGUGAUCUAUUUAUUAUCUAUUGAUUGAUCUUUCAUCUGUUGAUUGAUAUAUCAUCAUCUAUUAUUUGUUUAUCUAUUGAUUGGUUGGUAAACUAUUGAUUGAUCUAUUGAUUGAUCUGCCAUCUAUUGAUUGAUAUUUCAUUAGGUAUUGAUUAACCUGUCAUGAUGUCAUCAUCUAUUGAUUGGUUAUCAUCUAUUGACUUGUCUGUUAUCAUUGACUUAUCUAUUAUUAUCUGUUGAUUGAUCUAUCAUCAAUUGAUAGUUGAUGUGUCAUCUACUGAUUAAUCUGUCAUCUAUUGAUUAGUUUGUCAAAGUGGUUUAAUGUAUACUCAUUACAUGACUUAUAUGUAAUUAAAUGUUAAUAGAUCUGUAAUCAAAUAUUGAUUGUUCUUUCAACUAUUGAGUUAUUAAUCAAUGAUCAUCAUUAGGAUAUGAUAUUUUGUGACACUGUUUAAUUUAUGCACCAUCUAUUUAUUGAGGUGCUACCAUAUAUUGAUUAAAUAAUCACUAUCCAAUUAUUGAUCUGCCAUCCAUUAAUUAAAUUUCUGUCAUUAUCUAUUGAUGGAUUUCUGAUAAAUCUCUGAUCCAGGAAACAGGUAUAUCCAUGCCAGCCAGCGAACCAAUCGAUCCAUCUUACAUCAAAUGGAUCCGCAUGGGAACAACAGUGGCAACAAAUGCAUUGUUAGAAAGAAAAGGAGAGCGAAUGGCGUUGGUUAUCAACAAAGGAUUCAAAGAUCUACUUUACAUUGGCAAUCAGUCAAGGCCACAGAUUUUUGAUCUG